UGAUACUAAUUACUCUGCGUUUUCUAUCUUUCUAUCUUUGAGCUCAGCUUAAGUACCUACGCUUUGGGUAUAGUUUUAGAUCCCUGCGUUCCUGCAAGGAUAGUGACAGAUGACACCACGAUGACACCCACAUUGAUUUAUUGAUAUGGACAAAAUAUGACAUUAAAAUAUUGAACCUUGAAGUGUCAAGUAACACUCAAGUAAAUUUUGAAGGAGUUUUCUGUUAAUAAAGUAACAAUUACAUUUUAAAUUUUACAUGUCUGCUCGUCUAAAUGCAUUUCGCGGAUUCGAGAACUUCGUGUUUGGAUAGAUAACUGUUAGUACAAAUAAAUAACAACUAUUGCGAUGUACAAUUAUGCACGCUAAUUCUAAUUUAAUAAUUAUGAAUUGAGUGUGAUCAAAAUUUCGCCUUAUAAGAAAGUUCUCCAUGUUGCUUUGAACAGCAGAUAAAAAACAAAAGUUAAAAAUAAAAAUGGUAGUCCCAAGUCCGUUUGUUUAUUGGGCCCAAACACCUAAAGUUGUUUCCCUAAAAAUUGAUUUGCGGAAUGCCGAAGAUCCCGACAUAGAAGUGGUUGAAAACAAAAUAAAGCUCGCAGCUCAAGGGGUGGGUGCGCACGGGAUAUGUAAAUAUGAAUUCAGUUUGGAUCUUUACUCUCAAAUAAAACCGGAUAAAGAUGGUGAACAAAAUACCACAGUUAAAGUGUACGAAAAUAGGAUUGAAGUGUUGCUUCAAAAGGAGGAGCAGGUUUGGUGGCCAAGGCUCACCGCACAACCACAGAAACCAGCAUGGCUAAAGAUAAACUUUGAUCUAUGGAAAACGGAAGAUGACCUCGAAGGCGGUAGUGAAGAAGAAACGCGGGAUGUGAUGAAAGACUAUCCCGGGAUGUACGACCAAUUGCACAAGGAGGAGUUAGGAUAUAGGAAAGAAAUGACUCCGGCAAUUCCAGAGGACUACAAGAAGGUGUACCUCAUUAUAUACAACCUGUUUCAAUUCAUCGGUUUCACUUACGUCAUAUGCGUGAUGUGCGUGCGAUACGCGAAGCUGGAGUACGACUCUGUGGCGGACACGUACGAGCAUGUCGGCUCCGCCAUGAAGUUCCUGCAGCUCAUGAUGUUCCUGGAGGUUAUGCACCCGAUAUUCGGGUAUACUAAGGGUAGUCCGUUAGUGGCGUUCAUGCAAAUAGGCGGCCGCGCGUUCGUCCUGUUCGCCAUGAUCGAGUCGGAGCCGCGGAUGCAGAGCAAGCCGGUGGUGUUCUACCUCUUCGCUAUGUGGAGCCUCAUCGAGGUGGUCAGAUAUCCGUUCUACAUAGCGCAACUGUACAACAAAAACUUCUACAUCCUGACGUGGCUUCGUUAUUCCAUGUGGAUCCCCCUGUACCCAUUAGGCAUUCUCUGCGAGGCUAUUGUCAUCCUGCGAAACCUACCGUACUUCGAGGAGACCGGCCGGUUCACUGUCUCAUUGCCAAAUGAGUGGAACUUUGCGUUCCACAUGCCUUCCUUCAUGAGGCUGUAUCUCUUGAUCUUGGCUUUCCCUGGAAUGUUCUUUGUGAUGAAACACAUGCACAAGCUGCGAACGGUGAAGCUCAAGCCGAAGAUUAUCAUCAAGAAAUGCAAGUAGGUGAAAAAAAAAAUUUUUUUUGUGUUUUUUUUUAGGAUCAGCCAUGUGCUCCGCUCAGUUUUGGAAUGUAGAAUUGUAAUUUGAUUUCAAUAUUCAUUGGUGUUCGUGUCGAUGUCUAUAAUAAACGCGGUGUGUCACGAAAAUAACUUAAGUUUUUUAGUUGUAAGUUACAAAGUUUAAACUGCAUCGCUGAAUGUGUGAAAUUAUGUUUAUGUUUGCUGAAUUUCAUCAAUAAUAUGUUAUUAUCAUUGGUUACCAACACACACAUAAUUUUAUUAAAGUACAUCUUAGUGUAGGUUAGCAAAUAAAACAAUUUCAUUUGCAUAUUCUAUGUUGAUAUACUCACAUGUAUGCUGGUUGCUUAUUUAUUCAUCAUAUUAUAUAUUUAUGUACUUAUCGAAAUAACAGUUUUUUUUAUUAUUGAAAAUACUAUUGUAUAUCCAGUCUUAACUUACUUUUGUGACACGACCAUUCUAGAAUAUCAAUAUUAUAUUAAAACACCACUAAGAAUUAAAAUUUUCUGCAAUUUAGACACAUAGAAAAAAGACAUGUUGUAAUUAUUGUAUACUGUAGAUGAAGUAUACUUUUGUUUUAAUAAAUUGACAAGCAUACU
Messenger RNA from Zerene cesonia (dogface butterfly), 2231 nucleotides. RefSeq names its product very-long-chain (3R)-3-hydroxyacyl-CoA dehydratase (gene Hacd2). Gene Ontology annotation, cellular component: endoplasmic reticulum membrane. Bases 473 to 1618 code for a protein of 381 amino acids. The transcript has 6 exons. Gene Ontology annotation, biological process: sphingolipid biosynthetic process; fatty acid elongation; very long-chain fatty acid biosynthetic process. Lineage: Eukaryota; Metazoa; Arthropoda; Insecta; Lepidoptera; Pieridae. The record is from RefSeq and is a predicted model, not a curated record. Gene Ontology annotation, molecular function: 3-hydroxyacyl-CoA dehydratase activity.